AUGGCGAACGCAAAUCCAGAAUCCACAACCCAGACGACGGAUCUGGAGCUUAAGAAGGUAUUCGACCAAUUCGAUUCAAACGGCGACGGAAAAAUCUCUGUUUCUGAGCUCAACAACGUUUUCAAAUCGAUGGGUACGUCGUACACGGAGGCGGAAUUAAACCGUGUAUUGGACGAGAUCGACAUAGAUCGCGACGGUUACAUUAACCUCGACGAGUUUUCAGCGAUCUGUAAAUCAUCUUCCUCCGCCGCAGAGAUCCGUGAAGCUUUCGAUCUAUACGAUCAGAACGGAAACGGAUUGAUUUCGUCUUCUGAGAUCCAUAAAGUACUCAAUCGUCUCGGUAUGACUUGCUCCGUUGAAGAUUGUGUGAGGAUGAUCGGGCAUGUUGAUUCCGAUGGCGAUGGGAAUGUGAAUUUCGAGGAGUUUCAGAAGAUGAUGUCGUCGCCGGAACUUCUUAAGAAUCAAGGAUCCGCCGCGAACGCAGGUUCCGGUUAG
Molecule: messenger RNA, 495 nt
Organism: Arabis nemorensis
Lineage: Eukaryota; Viridiplantae; Streptophyta; Magnoliopsida; Brassicales; Brassicaceae
Source: the annotation of a GenBank genome assembly